This is a messenger RNA of Vitis riparia (riverbank grape), 2342 nucleotides long. RefSeq names its product probable indole-3-acetic acid-amido synthetase GH3.1. The transcript is spliced from 3 exons. Gene Ontology annotation, cellular component: cytoplasm. Bases 43 to 1845 code for a protein of 600 amino acids. Gene Ontology annotation, molecular function: acid-amino acid ligase activity. NCBI's taxonomy places the organism in Eukaryota, Viridiplantae, Streptophyta, Magnoliopsida, Vitales, Vitaceae. The record is from RefSeq and is a predicted model, not a curated record.
UCUCUCUUUCUCUUCUGUGUUUGUGGGUAUUAGCUUUUGAUCAUGGCAGUUGAUUCCGGUCUGUCGUCUCCUCUUGGCCCUCCUGCAUGUGAGAAAGAUGCGAAGGCGCUGCAGUUCAUAGAGGAGAUGACCAGGAAUCCUGACCAGGUUCAGGAAAAGAUUUUGGCCGAGAUUUUGUCACAAAAUGGUGAGACUGAGUACCUUCAGAGGUUCAAACUCGCCGGAGCAACCGACCGGGACACCUUCAAAUCCAAGGUCCCAGUGGUUACUUAUGAGGAUCUGCAGCCAGAUAUUCAGCGUAUUGCUAAUGGAGAUCGCUCUCCAAUCUUGUGUUCUCACCCCAUCUCUGAGUUCCUUACCAGUUCUGGGACUUCUGCUGGUGAGAGGAAGCUUAUGCCAACGAUUCAUGAAGAGUGGGAUCGUCGCCAGAAACUUUACAGCCUUCUCAUGCCAGUGAUGAACCUUUAUGUGCCGGGUCUGGACAAAGGCAAGGGUCUGUACUUCUUGUUUGUGAAGUCGGAGACGAAGACCCCUAGUGGGUUAGUGGCACGUCCGGUGCUGACCGGCUACUACCGUAGCGAGCAUUUCAAGAAGAGGCCAUAUGACCCCUACAAUGUUUACACCAGCCCUGACGAGGCCAUUCUUUGCGUUGACUCCUUCCAGAGCAUGUAUGCUCAGAUGCUCUGUGGUCUCUUAAUGCACAAAGAAGUCCUCCGAGUCGGUGCCGUCUUUGCCUCUGGCCUACUCAGAGCAAUCCGGUUCUUGCAGGUCCACUGGCAACAGCUCGCUCAUGACAUCUCCACUGGAAUCUUAAACCCUAAAAUCACAGACCCUUCCGUCCGGGAAGGCUUGGCCGGUAUUCUGAAGCCUAGCCAAGAGCUCGCUGACUUCAUCAUCCAGGAGUGCUCAGGAGGAAACUGGGAACGAAUUAUUACAAGAAUUUGGCCCAACACCAAGUAUCUGGACGUGAUUGUUACGGGCGCUAUGGCACAGUACAUUCCCACUCUUGAUUACUUUAGUGGUGGCAUACCACUAGCUUGCACCAUGUACGCAUCUUCUGAGUGCUACUUUGGUCUCAACCUCAAGCCAAUGAGCAAGCCUUCAGAGGUUUCUUACACCAUCAUGCCAAACAUGGGUUACUUCGAGUUCCUCCCACAUGACCCAUCUGCUCCGCCUCUCUCUCGUGACUCGCCUCCCCGCCUAGUGGAUCUUGCGGAUGUAGAAGUUGGGAAAGAGUAUGAGCUAGUGAUCACAACCUACGCAGGGCUGUGUCGUUACAGAGUGGGAGACAUCCUCCAAGUCACUGGGUUCCACAACUCAGCCCCACAAUUCCAGUUCAUUAGGAGAAAGAACGUGUUGCUGAGCAUUGACUCAGACAAGACCGACGAGGCGGAGCUGCAAAAGGCAGUGGAGAACGCUUCGUUGCUCCUGCGCGAGUUCAACACCAGCGUGGUGGAGUACACCAGCUUCGCGGACACGAAAACAAUCCCAGGACACUAUGUUGUUUACUGGGAAUUACUGGUGAAGGACCCAUCAAACUCACCAACUGACACCGUCCUGAAACAGUGCUGCCUAGCCAUGGAAGAGUCACUCAACACAGUCUACAGACAAGGGCGAGUGGCGGACAACUCCAUCGGACCACUGGAGAUAAGGGUGGUGAAAAGCGGCACAUUUGAAGAGCUCAUGGACUACGCCAUCUCCAGAGGCGCCUCCAUCAACCAGUACAAGGUCCCAAGGUGUGUAAACUUCACACCCAUCAUGGAACUCCUCGAUUCCAGAGUCCUCUCAACCUACUUCAGCCCAGCUGCCCCCCACUGGACCCCAGAGCGACGACGUACGGACUGACGGCGGGCUCAAAAAAUUGAAGGAAAAAAAAAAACAAAAGGGAAAUCUGUCGUCCGCUACCAAUACCAAAAAGAAGAAAAGAUGGAAAAGAAGGCAAAAAGAAAAAGGCCCUGUGAAAGAUCACAAUCUCUUCCUCUGUCUCUUUCUCUCUCUUCCCCCCUCCAAACUUCAUAUUCCCAUUUCAGGUGUAGUGUGAUAUUUAGCUUUUAAAAGUGUCCUUUCGCUUCCUUUUGAAAUUUGCAGGGUCUCUGUGCUUUUGUGUCUCUGUGUAGGUUCAAAUAAUCUGUACGCAUGAUGGAAUUGUCAUUGCUGCUUUAAUAUUUAUCAAACCGUAUCGUGUCUCUCCAUCAACUUUCUUUAAAGUUGAAGAAAAGAACUCCUCCUUUCUUGUUCCUCUCAUUCCCUCCCUUGGUUUAUGUAAAUCCCCUGAAGCUUUAAGGGUGUUAUUGUCAAUUUCUUCAUAUAUAUAUCUGCAGGCCUUAUGUGCAUGGAUUUUA